Messenger RNA from Cyclopterus lumpus (lumpfish), 4092 nucleotides. It is a transcript of the gene cbx6a, whose product is annotated as chromobox homolog 6a. The record is from RefSeq and is a predicted model, not a curated record. The transcript has 5 exons. The coding region runs from base 46 to 1476 and encodes 476 amino acids. Lineage: Eukaryota; Metazoa; Chordata; Actinopteri; Perciformes; Cyclopteridae.
ACGUGACAGCAGGCAGCAGGCCGUAGUAGUGACGUCACUCCGGCCAUGAGAGAGAAGAUGGAGCUCUCCUCGACGGGUGAUCGCGUGUUCGCGGCGGAAGCCAUCCUGAAACGCCGCGUCCGCCAGGGAAGACUUGAAUACCUGGUGAAGUGGAAAGGAUGGGCAAUGAAACACAGCACCUGGGAACCCGAGGAGAACAUCCUGGACGACAGGCUGAUACUGGGCUUUGAGCGCAAGGAGCGGGAAAGGGAAAUAACCGGGCCCAAGAAACGGGGUCCGAAACCCAAAACCGUUACCGGCAAGAUUCGGACCCAGAAGGCAGCGGCCGGCAGCCGAGCCUCCUCCUCGUCCACUCCCGGCAGAGCGACUCCUUCCUCCUCCGCCUUGUCUCAUUUGGCGUCUUCGUCCUCCUCUUCCUCGACCGUGGCGCCCUCUCCCAAACUCAACUCCCUCGCCGCCACCCACAAGCUGAAGAAAGACAUUCACCGCUGCCACCGCAUGUCCAGGCGCCCGCUGCCCCGCUCGGACCCCACGGCGGCCUCCCUCUCCAACCCCGGUGGCCUCCCCUCCCGUCUGCACGUCUCUCCCUUCUCCGAGACCGUCCGCAUCCUCAACCGCAGGGUCAAACCCCGGGAGGUCAAGAGGGGUCGGAUCAUCCUCAACCUGAAGGUCAUCGACAAGCCGGGGAGAGGCGGCGCGUCCACAGGCGGCAGGAAUACGACGGCGGGACGCCAGAACAUCCCGUCACGCAAUCGCAUCAUCGGGAAGAAGGGAGAGGCCCCCUACAGACCUUUCCAGCCCCCUCUGAAGAUGCUGGGCUUCCCCAUGUAUGGGAAGCCGUUUGGGCUGCAGUGUGGGGGCCCCCCCGCGUCCCCUCCCUCCCACCCAGGCUCCAGCACCGGGGCCGGGAACACCCAGUCCACUUCCUCCCAGCACCGCUCACCUCCGUCUCCUUCCAGCUCCGCCCGCUCUGAUCGAAAGGCCUCGGCGGCUCAGUCCCAGCCUGCCGCCGAGUCCAGUGGACCCCCCACAGAGACCCAGAAGGGCCAGAGCGCCAAGCCAGCGGCUGCUUCCCCGAACCCGCCUUUCUUCCCCUGCUUGCCAUCACCUUCCUUGGAGGACGACGAGGAGGACGGUGGUAGGACGACCCAAGAGGUAUGCAGGAAAAGUCCCCGCCAACGGCGGGCUAAACGCCAGCUGACCGCUGCCUCCAUGGGCGCCGCCCUCCCCGGGGACCAUAGCUCCGCCCCCGUCGAAGCCCAAAGGGCCCCCGCUGAGGGAGACCCUAACUGGCACCCGGAAAUGGCGCCGAGCUGCAAGGACGUGGUGGUCACCGACGUCACCACCAACCUCGUCACCGUCACCAUAAAAGAGUUCCCCUCCCCAGCCUCAGGCCCCGCCUCUCCCUCUGCUGGCCCUGAAAACGCCCCCUCCCCUGCCCCCGCCUCCGAUGACCCCCCUCCUCCCAAGCCAUAGGAGACCGGACGCCGUUGAAUACCCGCGUUGCUACUUGUUUGUGAAAUGUAAACACGGGCAGCUGAUACGCCAUUAAAGACAUUAAAGACUCUCCGACGCCGACCCAGUUGGGAACAGCAACAGGUAUUAUUUUACCUGUAAAGAUAACCCCCCCCCACACCCCCCCCCCCACCCCAUAGUGCCAUUGGAAGUCCAGCUGGUGAAAGGUCAAUGAGCCGUGUGCUCUGAACCCGUUGGACUCUUAUUGCAGCUCAUGAAGCAUCCUCGUGAACAUGCUUAUACGUACUCAUGAGUAUUCACAUGCACGCACAACCUUCUCAGCUGCACAAUAACACAAACAUAGUUUAGAAGUCAUCGUGUUUCCCGGCUGUCAGAAACCUCGCUGGUCCUUUGAAGGUCCAGAAGCUCCGUGGGCUGAACCCGGAUCAGCUGACGGAGUGAAGACGCUGAUGGAUUUCAAUACUUUACACCUUUAAUGGGAUCUUUAGAUCAGCAGUUCUGGUUCCACCACGUGGUCCUGGUCUGAGCCUGGACCUGUUAACCCUUGUGCUUCACUUUAAAUGACACAUCGAUGUCUGUUCGAUCGCACCUAGAAACACGUUUUCCUUUAGAACGCCGCAUUGAGGUUUAAAAUAUGAAUACACCCUCAGACUGUAAGAAGUCGUCGUCUUUAAAUUUUGUUAUUAUUUUUAAACUAGUGAACAGGAAGUGACCAUAUCAGGAGGGACGCAGAGACGCCAAUCACCUGUAGCCCCGCCCUAAAGCAUCCCCUGCUUUAUGGUCUGUUUGUCUCUAAAUGGCCAUAAUGUACUAAAUGAACGUCACGCUGUUAGCCCAAUGUCACAAAUCACAAACUUUACAAUCUGUACACAUACGACAUCCAAGGCAGGAGGCCGGCUCACCAGCAUCAGACACCUCCAGGUCCAAUGGACCCUAUGAGACGUGAAGUCACAACGACUCCGGGGAGGAAGCAGAGUUAAUAAGGUGCAAUGGAGAGAUGUAAAUUCAUCCAUAAGGAGAGAGAGAAGAGGAGAGAGGUGCUCAGUGUAUCCUAAAACAUCCCCCAGCAGCCUAUAAGCCUAUAGCAGCAUAUCAAGGGGCUGGACCAGGGCAAACCUGAUUCAGCCCUAACUAUAAGCACUAUUAAAGAGGAAAGUCUUAAGUCUAUUCUUAAAUGAGGUGACUGUCUGCCUCCAGGACUGAAAGUGGAAGCUGGUUCCAUAAAAGAGGAGCUUGAUAACUGAAGGCUCUGGCUCCCAUCCUACUUUUUAGGACUCUAUGAACCACAAGUAGCCCCGCAUUUAGUGAGCAGCUCUCUAGUGGGGCAAUAUGGUACUACAAGCUCCUUAAGAUAUGAUGGUGCAUCACCAAUCAAGGCUUUGUAGGUGAGGAGAAGAAUGAAGCACAUGAAGCUUUGCGUUACUACUUCCUGUUUUGAUGUCGGUCAAUGUGGUUGGACAUUGAUCUUAUUGAUGGUUAUUUAAGAUGAACAUAAAGAGCUUCAUGUUUCCCCGUUUCUUUACAUUUGUUUUGACGUUUUUUUGACGGUUAGUAUUUUGGGUAAACUUUUGGGUUUAUUAGAGACGUUUAAAAAGCUAAAUAAAGACCCAAUGCACAAGGGUUACCAUGACGGCUUCGCCCUUGAAAGGCAGCGCUUCCUUCUGGAGCCUGAAACUAAGGUUCAGCACUUUGCAUUUUGACCUUUGACCUGGGGGGAAAAUCAGCUGCCGACCAGAAGAUCAGUCUGAUGAUCGGCUGUUUCAGGAAGUCGUGUUCACGCCAAACGUUUCCUUGACUCCUCGUUUCCUUGACUCCUUGUUUCCUUGUCUCAUUGUCUCCUUGUUUCCAUGUCUCCUUGUUUCCUUGACUCCUUGUUUCCUUGUCUCUGUUUCCUUGACUCCUUGUUUCCUUGACUCCUUGUUUCCUUGUCUCUGUUUCCUUGACUCCUUGUUUCCUUGUCUCAUUGUCUCCUUGUUUCCUUGACUCUUCGUUUCCUUGACUCCUUGCCUCCUCGUUUCCUCACGUCCUUGUUUGUCUCCUCGUUUCCUUGCCUCCUCGUUUCCUCGCGUCCUUGUUUGUCUCCUCGUUUCCUUGACUCCUUGCCUCCUCGUUUCCUCGCGUCCUUGUUUGUCUCCUCGUUUCCUUGUCUCCUCGUUUCAAUGUCUCCUUGUCUCGUCUCCUCGUCGUGCUGUUUCAAUGCUCUCGUAGGCUGCAGGAGGGACAGACGUUGUUGGGUGGUCGUCUUCAUCUUUGAUCUUUGAUCUCUUUCUGUAGACGUCGGCUCAGAUUGUUGUUGUUGUUGAUUUUAUCCGUUAACUUUUAAAGAUUCAUAUUUGAUGUUUACUUGCUGUUUGUUUGGCGCUCGGCGGGAAUAAAGGAAGGAUGUUUAAACGUGCGGAGAAAGAAGCUUCAUGAACGUUCUCCUUUGUACUGUACUUUAAUACUUUGUAUUAUUUUUAAAUAUGCAUAAUAUUGCUAAUGUGAUGCUGUUAAUUUGAAUUGCAUUGUGUGGUUCACGAAGCGCUCUUCAGACGGUGCGUUCAGGGUUGCGUUACGACUCGUUGCUUUCUGUGUUUCUUGUUACGAGGCUUUUCAUUAAAAAGCUCUUUGAAAAGA